Molecule: messenger RNA, 1337 nt
Organism: Dermatophagoides pteronyssinus (European house dust mite)
Lineage: Eukaryota; Metazoa; Arthropoda; Arachnida; Sarcoptiformes; Pyroglyphidae
Source: RefSeq, a predicted model, not a curated record
AAAUUGUGUUUAAUGCUCACCUGGAAUAUAUUUUCUUUUCAUCUUCUUUUCACACAUCAUUUAUCGGAAAAUCUGAUCAUCAUUUACUUCACUGUUUUUGACGUGAUAAAUUAAUAUCAUUGAUCAUUAAAUGCUACAUAUCAAACAACAAACAUAAUCAUCAAAGUAAUAAGAAAAAUGCGACGAAGAAAAAGUUCUUGUCCAAAUAUUGAACCACGACGUACAUCGGCAACACCAAAUCGUAGUAGUAUGAAACUAGAUCUUUAUAUUGAAGAUGAUGAAUUACAAACAACACCAUUACGUCGUAAUUCACCAUCACCAACAUCUGUUUAUCAUGAUCAUCAUCAUCAUAAUAAUCAAAAUAAUAAUCGUCGAAGAUCAUCAACAACUAAUAACAUAGAAGAUACUGCCGAAGAAGUACUUUGUCUUCGUCUAUUGAGUACACGUACACGUUAUCGUUUUGGUGGUUUACGUGUUAAUCUAAUAAGUCCAGUAUUUAAUAUGAAUAAAUUAUUUAAUGUUGAAUUUGAUCAAGAUAGUCAGAUUUCAUUGAUUAAAAGUCAACAAUCAAGUUUUGAUCAACAACAACAACAACAAACACCAGAUAUGGAAUCAUUUUUUCGAAACAAUAAUGAUUUACAACAACCAAAAUCAACACGUGAAGGUAGAUGUGCUACAAUUGUAAUUGAACCUGAAAGUGAAGAACAAAAAGAUGAAAUUACCAGACAAUUACCAUUAUUGACAGCCGAUUUAACAUUAUUAGAAGAAACAUCCAAUCCAAUUAAUAGCUCAAAUAGUAAAACUAAUGAUAAUAAUAAUUAUGUUAAAAAUACAAAUAAUGAUAAUAAUCAACAUCAUCAAACAGCACGUAGUUUAACUCGGAUACCGGAACCAGAAUCAAAUGAACAAUCAUCAAUACGACGAUAUGCAAAACGUCAUCAAUCAACAUCAUCGAUCAAUCAUAAUAAUCAAAAUAAUAAUAAUAAUGAUAAUAUAAAAUUUGAAAGUGUUAAAGUUUAUACAAAAGUUGAACCAACUGAUCCAAAUUUAAUUAAUUUAGAUACGAAAAUUGAUUCAUUUAAUUAUCAUUAUCAACCACAACAACAAACAUCUCCAUCAAAAAAGAAAAAUCAACAAAAAGAUAAGGAAAAAUCAUCAUCAUCAACAACAACAACAACAACUAAAAAAAUUAAAGAUAUGCGUCGUCAUACACAUUUUUAUUGUCAUAUACCAACAUCGUUAACAUUAUCAUCAUCCACAUCAUCAUCAUGUCAAAAAUAAUCACUAAAUUAAUUUAUCAUGAUGAUAAAACCGAGAAAAACCGAAACCAAAAAAAG